AUGAAUACUUUUGCAGAUCACGUUCAGUUGCACUCCGACCAUACUCAGAGGAGGUCCAUUCGAACCAAGUACUCUAACCCGUGUGAUCUUUGUGCACUUCGAAAAGUACGAUGUGAUCGACUCGAGAAGAUACAAAUGGCCAAGAGAGAUCCUACAGUAUCUGAAAGUUGUUCCAGAUGUUUGAAAAAUGGCGUUAAUUGUACUAAUAUAAGAUUAAAGAAGAAAAGUGGACCUAAAUUGAAAGCUAGAUCGACAAAAGCCGAUGAAGUUCAGAAGGAAAAGCCUUGCAAGCGAUCACCAAAAGUGGAGCUAUCACCUCCUUUACACGGUGAAAUCUUGUCGAUAGAUAAACUACUUCCUUAUCUCCAUGUUUAUCAAACAUGGUAUUAUGGAGUAUGGCCAGUUAUAAGUGUUGCUCAUUUGGUAUCAAAAAUUGUUCAAGACUGUACAAAUAAUGAAUUAAAUGAAAAAAGUGCUACUUCAUAUUCACUUUGUUGUGCUAUUUGUGCAGCUAUAUCUAAACAAAUUACUUUUCUAAGUUCUAGUUCUCAAAUAAUUAAUAUUCCAAAUGAUAAUGAUGCUUCACUUUACGUUUCUGAGUCACUCAAGGCCAGAUCAAUAGUGGAUUAUAAAUUAAAUCCCAGUUAUGAAUCUUUAUUGACAUCAUUUUUCCUUUAUGUUUAUUAUAUUAAUAAUAAAGGCGGUACUAAUGCUUCCAUUCUUUACCUCAGAGAAGCAAUCUCAAUGGCCCAAAUUUUGAAAUUACAUGAUAAAGCAACUUUAUUGUCAAAACCAUCAGCUGAAGCUCAUAGAUUGAAGAAAAUUUACUAUUUAUUAUUAGUAACUGAAAGAUUUAUGUGCAUUGAAGAUAAAAUCCCGGUGAUUUUAGAUGCUUCAAUACCUUUACCAUCUUUAGAAGACGAGGAAUAUCCUGGUUUACUAACUGGAUUCACUGAAUUAAUUAAAAUUUUUGCAAUACCUGAUCGAUCAUUUUUUGAUAAUAUAUCUAAUUUAUCAGACAGUGAAUUGUCAUGUUUUAAAAUAUUAAACGAUUUUUUAAAUAAUGAUGAUAAAGAUUCAUCAUUAUAUUCAAUGAAUUGGAUUAUCAAUGUACAAAAAAAAUUAAUGAAUAUUAAGAUUAUUAAUCCAACUUCGGAUAUUCAAAAAGCUAAUAUUUUACUAUCAAAACACUGGAUGAGAUCAUUAACUUGGCAUAUAUCGUAUCAAAAGGGAAUAUUAAGAAAAAUUACUAAUGAUUCUAAUAAUUGUUUGAGUUUUAAUUAUCCAGUUAGUAUUGCUUAUGACUUUUUAUCAAACACAAAUGACUUACCAAUAUAUGCAUUUGAAUCGAAUGGUCCAGGAGUAUGUAUUAAACUUUUGGAAAUUGCCAAUGGUUUGGCUGACUCAAUUAACAAUUUUUCCUUACAUUCAAAUUAUAAUGAAUUUUCAAGUUAUAAUGCCUUAAAUUCAAUUUUUGGAUUAAUCGGUAAAUUCAAAACUGAAAUAACUUUACCAAUUAAGCUUUAUCAAAAAAUUGAAACAAUAGUUAAUAAUAGACCAAUACCAAAGAUGCCUGAGCCAUCAGGUUAUAUUACUGAAGUUAAUGAAAAUGAAUCACAAAACUCUCCAUUCACUGAAAUGGCGAACAUUUUUGCAACAGCUACAUCGUCCUAUGAAGCCAUGAAUGGCAGAGCACAACACUAUAACCAGACUUCUUUAAAUGAAUUUUCAAACCGACCAAUAUUAGAGUCUUCUACAAUUGCAUAUUCCAGAAAUGAGGUUGAUUUCGCCCCAAUUGACCAACAUUCUGGAAACUCCCUGCUGCAGAACUUGGUCAAGCUAGGAUCCUUGACCAAUUUGAAUCACGAAUCCUCCUAUAAUGACUUCAGUUGA
Hyphopichia burtonii NRRL Y-1933 is the source of this 1893-nucleotide messenger RNA. RefSeq lists its product as uncharacterized. Bases 1 to 1893 code for a protein of 630 amino acids. The record is from RefSeq and is a predicted model, not a curated record. Gene Ontology annotation, molecular function: DNA-binding transcription factor activity, RNA polymerase II-specific; zinc ion binding; DNA binding. The transcript has a single exon. Gene Ontology annotation, biological process: regulation of DNA-templated transcription; DNA-templated transcription. Lineage: Eukaryota; Fungi; Ascomycota; Pichiomycetes; Serinales; Debaryomycetaceae.